AUGUGGAUGCACAGUGGCUACAACAGCCAUCCUUCGUCACCCACUGUGGACACCAACACAACAGAGAUCUGUUCCUUCUCCAAGACAGCAGGUGCUGCCAGAGGGGCUGUGGGUGUGUUAACAUAUGAGCUACUCAAGAAGAGGAAACAUCAUUCUGAGGACCUGGAAAGUUGCCACUGCAAUGAACAAGUAGCUAUCAUGUUCUCUGUGCCGUAUGACUACAACCUCUAUGACAACUGGUUGGCGGUGGGCAUUUUUGAAAACGCUCGACCAUGUGAUGAAACGCUCUUCAAGCUCAUGUACUAUGAGUGUGGCUCCACGUUCACUCGUGCCAAGGCCAAAGAUUGUGGUGCAGUGUACGUAGGGAAGUCAGUGGAAAUCAGAGCUAGCAUGAGCAAUGCAGGUAGAGCUACUCUUAAGGUGGAGGUUUGUGAUAAGAGAUAA
Chanos chanos (milkfish) is the source of this 444-nucleotide messenger RNA. RefSeq names its product DELTA-sagatoxin-Srs1a-like. Bases 1 to 444 code for a protein of 147 amino acids. Gene Ontology annotation, molecular function: channel activity. Gene Ontology annotation, cellular component: pore complex. The transcript has a single exon. Lineage: Eukaryota; Metazoa; Chordata; Actinopteri; Gonorynchiformes; Chanidae. Gene Ontology annotation, biological process: monoatomic cation transport; cytolysis in another organism; pore complex assembly. The record is from RefSeq and is a predicted model, not a curated record.